AUGGCCUUGCAGUAUAUGCGAUGCUCUCCUUUCUCUAGAAUGUUAACGCGUUAUGCUCUUUUCCAAUGUCGUUUUAUAAAAAAUCUUAGUCUAAAGAGCUUUCAUACGGGCUUUCAGAAUCACAUGCCCCUCAUACCCAUGGUAUUAGACAAGACUACAAAUGUUGAACGAUAUUAUGACAUAUAUUCCCGUUUAUUGAAGGACCGAAUUAUAUGUCUUAUGGGUGCAGUUACCGAUGAAAUAGCUGGGUCGGUUAUCGCACAACUCCUGUUCUUACAAUCAGAGGAUAAGAAGAUCCCUAUACACUUAUAUAUUAACAGUCCAGGAGGCGUUGUUACUGCAGGUCUAGCAAUUUACGACACUAUGCAGUUUAUUAGACCACCAGUUGCUACUUUGUGCAUAGGUCAGGCUAGUAGUAUGGGUUCUUUGUUGCUAGCAGCUGGUUCACCUGGUUGUCGAUUCGCUCUUCCUCAUUCCCGUAUAAUGGUCCAUCAACCAUCUGGCUCUGCCCAUGGUCAAGCAUCGGAUAUUAAAAUUCAGGCAGAGGAGAUAAUUAGGACGCGUAAUGUUAUAAACACUAUAUACGAACGACACACAAAACAGUCCCAGGAAGUGAUAGAAAAGUGGAUGGACCGUGAUUACUUCAUGACUGCAGAAGAAGCAGUUUCAUAUGGAAUAGUCGAUAGGGUUUUACAUAAAGCUCCUGCUGAAAAAGUGGAUGAAAAUCCACAAUCAGGCAACCUUCAAAGCCCUGGGACUCCCAGACGUGGUGUAGGUCCAGGAGCUGCAAAUUUUGGGGGUGGAAUCUAUGGUCCAAAUGUUGGUGGCGGAGCUGAUUCACGAGAGUCUGGUUUCUUAGCUAAGUUGAACACACUGUCACGUUCACGGAGGCGGAAACAAGAAGCUGAAGAGUUGGCAGCUGAAGCACGGCAGGCUAUGGAGGACCCUUUACUUCCUGCUCCACUCGAUCUCGGUACUGAUGGUUAUCAGUUGGCUGAGGGUGAAGAACGCUCUAUGAUAGAACCUCAGUCAAAAGAUCAUCCAUUAGUUCAUGAUUUAUCAUGCUCACUUAUUGAAUGGAUUAAUACUGAACUUGUAGACGACAGAAUUUUAGUACGUGAUCUAGAAGCAGACUUAUAUGAUGGGCAAGUAUUGCAAAAACUAAUUGAAAAAUUGUUAAAUAUUAAAAUUGAUCAUCCAGAAGUAGCUCAGACUGAAAUAGGUCAAAAACAACGUUUAAAAAUUGUAAUUGAUGAAAUUAAUGGUGCCUUAGGCAUAUCACCUGUUCGUGCUGCCCAACUAUGGCCUGUUUCUGCUGUGUAUAAUCGAGAUUUAGUGGCUAUACUACGUUUAUUGGUGGCAUUAGUUCAUAAAUUUUCUCCAGCCAUAAUUCUACCACGUAAAGUUCAACUAACUGUUUUAAUAGUUCGGAAAAUCAAUGGUAUUUUACAACAUAGACGUCAAAUUGAACCAAUUACUGAUAUUGGAGAUGAACAAGAUAAUACAGAAACUGAUCAUGAUGCUAUAAGUGCAUUGGUCGAUUGUGCCAUACCAGAACAAUUGGCUUCAUUUCAACAAACUUUAAAAACAUUUGUAAAUCGUAAUUUGAAUAAACUGAAUCUACAUGUUACUGAUUUGGAAAAUGAAAUGAGUGAUGGUGUCUACUUCAUUUUAUUACUUGGUUUACUUGGCAACUAUUUUGUUCCACUGCAUGCUUAUCAUAUCACACCAACAACAGAUGCUCAAAAGUUGGCUAAUCUUCAAGUUGCCUUUCAAUUGGCUCAUGAUGUUGAAGGUAUUGACUUAGAAUAUAAUCAACCUGAAAGUGUAUUACGUCACGAUUUAAAGGCAACAUUACGUUUAUUAUAUACAUUAUAUACUCGAUAUGGUGAUAUUCAAUAA
This is a messenger RNA of Schistosoma bovis, 1902 nucleotides long. NCBI's taxonomy places the organism in Eukaryota, Metazoa, Platyhelminthes, Trematoda, Strigeidida, Schistosomatidae. The record is from the annotation of a GenBank genome assembly.